AUGGUUAACAACAUACUCAUCGUGGGAGCGACCCGAGGCCUGGGUGCCUCCUUAGCGACCCUAUACUCCAAGGAUCCAGCCAACCAUGUAUUCGGCACAGCACGAUCUUCAGAGGCACCAUCCACACCAGAUAUCACCUGGUUGACAGGAAUUGAUGUCUCGGAGCAGGAUGUGGGACAGAAACUGGUCUCCGGUAUCCCUGCAUCAACCCAGCUCUCCUCGGUAAUCAUCACGGCCGGGUAUUUUGGCUUCGAGACCUUUGAUUCUCCCGACUGGGAAAAGCAAGUCAAGAUGUACACCACUUCUGCAAUCAGCCCCGUCUUUGUGGUUCAUCACCUGGUAAAAGCAGGCCUCGUGGGCAACGGAAGCAAGGUGAUCAUCGUCAGUAGCGAGAGCGGGAGCAUCACCCUUCGACAUGAGAAAGAAGGCGGAGGCAACUAUGGUCACCAUGCCAGUAAAGCGGCGUCCAAUAUGGUUGGGAAGUUGCUAAGCUUGGAUCUCAAACCGCAAGGCAUUGCCGUAGGGUUAGUCCAUCCGGGCUUCAUGCGAACGGAAAUGACCAAGAGCGUCGGGUUUGAUAAGUUUUGGGAUGACGGUGGAGCUGUGACUCCCGACGAGGCAGCUCAGUCGCUGGCCUCGUUCAUAGAAAGCUUUGACAUUAGCAAGACUGGCGAGUAUUGGGCACCUCGAGGACCGCGUGACAUCGGCACUGCGGAGGCUGUUCUUGGGAAGAACUUGCCCACACCACUUCAACUUCCAUGGUAG
This is a messenger RNA of Penicillium oxalicum, 765 nucleotides long. Its product is annotated as oxidoreductase, short chain dehydrogenase/reductase family superfamily. NCBI's taxonomy places the organism in Eukaryota, Fungi, Ascomycota, Eurotiomycetes, Eurotiales, Aspergillaceae. The record is from RefSeq and is a predicted model, not a curated record. Bases 1 to 765 code for a protein of 254 amino acids. The transcript is spliced from 3 exons. Gene Ontology annotation, molecular function: oxidoreductase activity, acting on the CH-OH group of donors, NAD or NADP as acceptor.